This is a messenger RNA of Amphibalanus amphitrite, 870 nucleotides long. Its product is annotated as glutamate receptor 1-like. Gene Ontology annotation, cellular component: membrane. NCBI's taxonomy places the organism in Eukaryota, Metazoa, Arthropoda, Thecostraca, Balanomorpha, Balanidae. The transcript is spliced from 2 exons. Bases 1 to 870 code for a protein of 289 amino acids. Gene Ontology annotation, molecular function: glutamate-gated receptor activity. The record is from RefSeq and is a predicted model, not a curated record.
AUGACUCGCGCUGGUGCUCUGCUCUCGGUGGGAGGAGCCUGGCCUGUGGAGCCAGCGGAGGACUCCAGCGAGGACCUUGGAAUGGAAGAGCUCCGGAUGCCGGCCAUCCACAGUCCUCCGUACUUCAUCAUUGAACGACUGGCGAACGGCUCGUUCAGCUUCAGCGGCUUCCUGUUCGACAUCUGGACGAUCGUGGUCGACCAGCUCGAGCUCAGGUAUCGAAUCACUCCUCUGUCCCACGGCGGCUUCGGCAGCCUCGGCGCCAACGACACGUGGACCGGCAUGAUUGGGGAGCUGGUGGCCGGCCGCGCCGACCUGUCCAUAGCGGGCUACUACUUCCAGCAGGACCGCGCCCAGGUCAUCGACUACGUCGACGCCGUGCCGAUGGCCGUCACUGAGGACAGGUUCUACGUUCCUCGAGGUGGGUCGACAGGCGCACCGGCGGUCUCAUUCGGCAUGUUCAGCUCGCUGCUGAAGCCGCUGCAUCGGGACGUCUGGUGGCUGCUGCUCUGCGCUCUGAUGCUGGUGGCGGUCGUCGUCUGGGCUGCAGUGCGUUUCAACCACGUCAGAGCUGAGUCGGCGCAGACGCUAAGGGAGAUGAACUGGGGCUCAUGUCUUCUCUCUAGCUUCAUGACGCUGGUUAGCCAGAGCUGGGUGAGGACCCCGGAAUCGCUGGCCGCGCGGACGGCGGUGCUCUCCGGUUGGCUGCUCGGUGUGCUCAUCUAUCAAAACUACACGGCCAUCCUGAUCUCCUACUUGACGUGGACGACCGUACCCAAACCCAUCAGCAAUCUACAGGAGUUCUUCGCUCAGCCUGAAUGGGUCUUUUCCAUUGAGCCAGCGUCACUGUGCUCGUCCUGGAAAGGGUGA